Molecule: messenger RNA, 630 nt
Organism: Sorex fumeus (smoky shrew)
Lineage: Eukaryota; Metazoa; Chordata; Mammalia; Eulipotyphla; Soricidae
Gene: TRIQK
Product: triple QxxK/R motif containing
Exons: 5
Coding region: 276-536 (86 amino acids)
Cellular component (GO): endoplasmic reticulum membrane
Source: RefSeq, a predicted model, not a curated record
UCGUCCCGCCCCCGCCCUUGAGUGACAGCACCGUGGACAGCACCGUUCCCAGCAGGACAAGAAGUUGGCGGGCCCUUUUCUUGGCUGCGCUGAGGUGUGAAAAAGAGCAACCAAGAGCAUUCUAUUGGUAUCUGGAACUGCAGUUUGCCAAGAAUGCGAGCACAGCUUCCUCCGUAAAGAUCUCGCCUUUGGAAGCCUCCUACCCCUUGGCAGGGCGCCAGAGUUCAGACUUGGCAGCAUCCAGGACACAGCACAAGGCAUUUUGGAGAUCAAAGAUGGGUAGAAAAGACGCCUCUACUGUAAAGCUUCCUGUUGAUCAGUACAGAAAGCAAAUUGGUAAACAGGAUUACAAGAAAACCAAACCUAUUUUACGAGCAACCAAAUUAAAAGCAGAAGCAAAGAAAACAGCAAUUGGCAUAAAGGAGGUUGGUCUUGUCCUAGCAGCUAUCUUGGCCCUCCUACUGGCUUUCUAUGCUUUCUUCUACCUCAGACUCUCCACACGCGUCGCCCCUGAUCUGGGCCCAGGAGAAGAUUGACAGCGCUGCGACACACAUGAAAGGAAAAUCAUUUUUUUAAAAUCACUUCUCGGGACCAGAACUUUCUGAAGUAUUGAGACUGAAGCAUCUUGAA